AUGCAGAUAACCAUUGCUUCACCUAAGAUUUCGAUUCCGAUCCAGCCGUGCAAGAGACCCUGUCAGACAAACUCUUCUGUUCCAAAUACAUAUCACUUCGAGAAUGGAAGAUCUCCAAUCAAAGUUAAACUUACACUCCAUAAUGAUAAUGAUGAUUUUGAUGCUGAUCGCGCUACUGCUCUGUUUGCACAAAUUUCCAAUGUUGAAGAUCUGUCUCUUAGUCUCAAGGGUCACACUGCUUCCUGCUUGCCUGAGUUUGUCAAACUGAGUCGAUUGGUGCUGGUUCUGCAUGGUUUCAAUUACUGGGAGUUUCUUAUUGAAUGUCUCAGGAGAUGUCCUAAUCUUAAACAUCUGAUCUUAGAACUUAAGGACAAUAAAUGGCGUAGCACAGAUGACGGGCUAGAAUGGGAGUUUUUCAAUCCACUUGAGUGUCCUGCUUGUUUGGUGUCUCACCUCCAGACCAUCUCCAUAAAAGGCUUCAAGGGACAACAGGAUGAGAUGGACGUAGCCCAGUUUUUAUUAAAGAAUGGUGUAGUUUUGAAUACAAUGAGUAUCCACACUGUGAGUGAGGUUCUUCUGUCUAUGAAGGAGGACUUACUCAGGAAACUUCUGGAAUAUGUUGGGAGUUCAAAGUCUCGUGUUAUCUUCGCGGAUUGA
Molecule: messenger RNA, 657 nt
Organism: Fragaria vesca subsp. vesca
Lineage: Eukaryota; Viridiplantae; Streptophyta; Magnoliopsida; Rosales; Rosaceae
Product: putative FBD-associated F-box protein At5g56430-like
Exons: 5
Coding region: 1-657 (218 amino acids)
Source: RefSeq, a predicted model, not a curated record